Messenger RNA from Meloidogyne enterolobii, 7390 nucleotides. NCBI's taxonomy places the organism in Eukaryota, Metazoa, Nematoda, Chromadorea, Rhabditida, Meloidogynidae. The record is from the annotation of a GenBank genome assembly.
AUGAACAGCACUGUUCUCCAAUUAUCCGCUCGAGAACGAUUACAAUUCGCUUUUGAUACAUUUGAAAGUGAAUAUGGUAUUGCAAAAUUGCUUGAUCCAGAGGACGUUUGUGACGUUGAAACACCAGAUGAACGUUCUUUAAUUACUUAUGUUUCAAUGUUGCAUAAUAGAUUAAUCAACGAGCCAAAGGUUUUGUUGUCUUUGGGCGGAGGCUAUGAUGAUGUUAUUUCACGUCUUACUCGUGGAAUUGGCAUAACCAAUGAAAAACUUGAUCAUUUACUUGUACGUAUUGAUAAUGUAAAUGUAGCUGAAGAACGUGGUGAACGUUUUGAAAUAUUGGAACGUCAAGUUCGAGAAAUUGUUGAUGAUUUGCACCUUCUGAAACCUCCAAUUGAUGAACUUUUUAGUGAUGUUGAAAUUCUCCGUCAACAACGACAUUCGCAAACUGCUGAUUUAAAUAAGCAAGUUGUUGGUCUAGAACAACGUAGAGCUGCAUAUUUGGGACGAUUAGAAGAUGGAAUAAUGACUAGACUUGGAAUUCGCCCAAAAACACAAUUCGUGACUGAACGUGUAACUUCAACAACAACUGCUGAUGGAGGGUCUUUAGCUUAUAAAGGAAAUGCAUUCCGACGUGUUGAGGAUGCCAUUCAAUGGAUUAGAGAUAGAACGGAUUUCCGUCAGACUGUUGAUGAAUGUAUUGCCAGACAGGCUGAAGUCUCUGCUGAAGAUUCCUAUGACUAUUUUGAAUUGCUCAAAAUUCUUGAAUCAGAAUACCAACAAUUACGGGAACUUUCUGCUGGAAGAAUGGUUGAUUUGGAUUCUCUCAUUGCUUUUAUUCGUGCAGCACAACUUGAACUUGUUUGGAUUCAUGAAAGAGAAGAAUUAGAAGUUACUCGUAAUUGGUCUACAGUACAACAAUUAGAUAUUCCCAUGCUUCAAAAUUAUUUUAAACAAUUACUCCAUGAAAUUGAAUUACACGAAAAACAAUUUAAUGAUGUACAUAAUCAAGGAGCUGCUCUUAUUAAUCAACGACAUCCGGCGGGAGAAGUUAUUGAAGUUUAUCUUCGCACAAUGCAAAAUCAAUGGGAUUGGUUAUUAAAUCUAAGCAAAUGCCUUGAAGGUCAUUUAAGAGAUGCUUACAAUGCCAAAUCGUUUUUGGAAGAAUCAGAUCAAAUUGAACAACAAAUGCAACAACAAUUGAAUCAUUUGGAUCAGAGUUACAACCGAACAGAUUUUUCUUUGGACGAGGGCGAAAGGAUGUUACGAGAACUUGAUUCAAUCCGUGAACAUAUUCAACAAUUACAUGCUCGACUUCUUUCACUUUCUGAGCGAUGUUCACAAAUCUCACCAUUAUGGCAACGUGGUGAAAGAAUUGGAAGACCAAUUCCCGUUGUUUCUCUUUGUGAAUACAAAAGGGACGAAUGUACUCUUUUGGAUAAUCACGAUUUAUUACAUUGGCGUAUUCGAGGAAUGGAUGGUGUUGAAGCUAGCAUUCCUUCUGUUGUUUUCCGUAUUCCUCCACCUGAUCCACGUCUUUCUAACUUACUUAGCCGUUUCCAUGGACAAUUUGAAAGAUUAAGAAAACUUUGGGAUCGUAAACAUCAUUUGACACGUUACAAUAUGGUUUUGUCAACAAUGCGAACUGUUCGUGGUUGGGAUUUGGACACUUUUCUAUCAAUUCCUCCCGACCAACGAGAUGAAAUCAUUAAAGCAUUAAAUGAAGAUGUAAAUAAACUUCUUGCUGAAUUAGAUCCAAAUGAUCCACUUGCUCGACGUCUUAAAGAUGAAUUAAGAUUAACAAACGAACAUUUUUAUGAUUUAUUGGGACGUGCCCAGAAAGGACCUGAGCCAAAUUAUGCAAAUGAAUUUGAUGCAGCUGCUGUUGAGCUUAUUAGAAAAUUUGAGGAUGCUUUUAAACAACUGAGUGAACGCGCACAAAUUCGUAUACCAAGCAAUUUGGAAGAAUUAGAACAUCAAAUUAGAGAACAUAAAAUAUUCGAAGAUAAUUUACAGGCUUUGGAUGUUGAUGUUUCAAACGUAAAAGAACUUUUUCGACAACUUCCAAGUCCAACACCUAAUCAACGCGCCAAACACGAUUUAAUGAUUUCUAGAUGGGAAGAAAUUUGGGAUUUAUGCCGAAUGUAUGUUGAACGACUUAAAGCACUAGAAAAUGUACUAAAGAGUGUUGAUGAAGUUUCUGAUAUUGUUCGUCGACAUGAAGUAACACUUUCUUCUUUUGAUGAUAUGCCUGCAGCUUUGGAGCGUCUUAGAGGAGUCCAUGCACAAUUAGUAGAAUUAUUAAUGGUUUUGCAACAACAAAGAAGUAUUGUUGAAAAUUUGAAUAAAGAUACUGCUCAAAUACGUUCACAUGUAGCAAGGACACGUCUCGGAGUUCAACAUCACUCUGAUGUUGAUCAAUUGGAAGAAUUAGUUACUAAUUUAACCGUUCGCUGGGACAAUGUAAACAGUCAAGUUACCGAUCGUCUUCGAAUUGCUGAAGAAGCUCAACAAACGCAAAUGGUCUAUAGAUCACAAUAUGAUGAAGAACUUCAAUGGCUUGAUAGAGUUGAGGCAACAAUUAAUAGCCUUCGUAGACCAGAAGAUCUUCGUCCAGAAGAAUUGCAAGGUCAAUUGGAUCAAUUAACUGCAGAAUAUGCUCAAUUACAAGAACAUACAGCAACAAUUGAGGCAAUAAAUAAAGAAGGAGGAAAAUUCAUUCGUGAUGCUAGGAGUUAUGAUAUAAAACUAGCACAAUAUCACGAUAACAUAAUUAGUGCCCAUGGUCAACGUAUCAAAGACGAAUUUCGACGUCAAAUACCUCAACCAAAGAAUGGAGCUCAAAUAGUUACAGAAGAACUUGAAGCAUUAAACCGAAGAUUUGCUCAACUUUCCUCUGUAAUAUUGGAAAGAAAGAAUAUUGUUAAUGUUUUAAUUCAAAAUUGGCGUCGAAAACAACAGGAUUCUCUUCAUUCUGAAUGUUUACGCCGAAAUGCAGAUAUUCAUUCACUUAUUUCUCAAUUGGGACAAUUACAACGUUCCCAACUCGAACAAAUUCAGACAAUUCCACUCAAUACAGAAAAAGAAGCUAGAAGUCAUUUUGUGGGGAUGAGAGAAAAGCUUAAUUCUUAUUCAACUGAAGUGGCAAAGCAAAUAGCUGAGGCGGAUAGGUUAUGUGUUGAAUGUGCGGAUUCGCUUAGUCCUGAACAGUUUCACCUCCUUAAGGAAAAUCGACAUUGUUUACAACAUACAUUCGAACGUUUAGAACGACAAGCUGAUGCUAUACUUGCUCGUUUAGAUUUAGCAACGGCUCUCUUGUUAGAAUUUACUUCACGUGCAAGCUCAUUUCAAUCUUGGGUUUUUGAACAUGGAAGGCAAUUGGAUUCGUUGAGAGCAGAAUCAGGCGAUCCAGAAAGAUUGGAUUCCAUAAGAAGAGCAUUUGAAGAUUUGAAUGAGCUAAUUUUGUCUAAAAGACCGGAGUUAAACUCAAUUGAACAGUUGGCCCAAAGAAUUGAAGUUGAAAUAGCUGCCUAUGUUGAUGAAAUAAAUGACCGGGGAGGCGGUAUGUCUUCACCUAUUUGUGAAGGUAUAGCUUUGGUCACAACAACACAGCUGUUACAACAACACCAAGUUCGUGAAACUGUUUUGAGGGCGCAAGAAGAUUAUGAGUCAUUAUUAUCUGCAAAGCAAGAAUUAGAUCAGUUAUUACAAGGAUUAUCUAGUAAUUCAAUGCAAUAUCAACAAAGACUUGCAGAAUGGUUAAGCCAUGCAGAGAAGCAAAUAUUACUUUUUAAUGAUCUACCAAUUCAUCCAAAAGAAUUAACAGAACAAAGUGAAGAGUUAGCUGAUUUUGUAAACGAAAUUUCAAUACAGGCACCGCUAUUAGAGAAUGUUAUUGAGAACACCCGAGAAUUGUUUGCACACCUUGGGGGAAGUGAAGCUAUAGCUUUACAAAUGCGUACAGAUCAGUUAAAACAACGUUAUAAUAAUUUGGCUGAUGAUGCUGAUUCAAAAAUUGCUAUUUGGGAAAAAGCACUGACUUUAGCCGAGAAUUUGUUAGAUGGACAGACUGAGUUAAAAAAACAUUUGGAAGAUGUUGAAGAAGACUUACAAAAUUUAUCUCAAGUUUCUCUAGAAGAACAAUUUCAAUUAAUUAGUACAAUAGAAUCAGAUUUGGGCCCAGCACGAGAACAAUUAGAAUCUAUUCAAUUAAUUAGUUGUGAACUUCAGAGAUUAACCACAGAAAGUAGAGCUAAUCAAUUGGCAAAAGAAAGUGCUGAAUUACUCAGAUAUUUUAAUUCUGUGGCAGAUACAGUUACUAAAAAGGCUGAAUUGUUGAGUAAAGCCGAACGCCAAUCUCGACUAAUUUUUGACGUUCUCGAUUUUUGGAUUGACUGGUUUAACGAAGUUCAAGAACAAAUAGUUAAUGCAGAAAAGCCGGCUGUAGAUAUAGAACAAUUAAAACAACAAUUAAAACAACAAAGGCAAUUAAAUGAUGAAAUAUCUUCUGAAAGAAACGGAUUGAGAGAUAUGAUUACUGAAGCUUCUAAAGUUGCUAGAGAUUUAAAUUUAACAUUGGGAGGGCAAGAAGGACAAGAAGCUUUAUUAACUAAAGUUGAAAGAACUAAGAAAAUGGCUGAAGAAACGGCUGAACUUGGAAGUGAAAGAACUGCUGAAUUAGAACAAGCUUUUGCCCUUGCAAAAGAACUUGAUUCGGAAUAUACAGAACUUAAUGAUUAUAUGGAUGGAUUUGAACGUGAAUUAUGUGCUUGUGACCCAAUAACUACAGGAAUGCCUGCUAAAGUUCUUUUAGCCCAACAACAACAUAAUAAUAAUAUUCUUCAACAAAUUCAAAGUCAACGUCCAAUGGUUAAUAAAUUUGAAAGAAAUGUUGCUGCAUUGCGGGAACUUUGUUCUGAAAUUGAUGAACAAAAUUUAAAACAAAUUUCUGAAAAUGUUGCUGAACGUUUCGAAGAAUUAGUUCAUGCAUUUCAAGAACGUGGUGAUGUUUUAACUUCUUCAUUAGAACAUUCUGCACAUUUGGGAGACAGAUUAAAUAUGCUUUUGAGUAAUUUAAGUGCAGCAUUAGAGCAAUUACAUUCUCAAGAACCUCCCUCAUCUCGCCCACCAAUAAUCCGAAGACAGUUAGCUGAAAUGAGUGCUAUGUUUGAUUUAUUACAUCAAAGAGAACCUUCUUUCUUGGCAAUGAAAACACAGUGUUCUGAACAGAUUGAACUUGCAAAACAACAAAAUUUAAAUUCUGGACAAGAACCAUCAACUUUAGCAGAAAUGCACCAACAAAGAUUGGCUGAAUUGGAUACUAGAUGGACUGAACUUAAACAAGCGGCUGAAGGAAGGAGAUUACAACUAGAAACGAUACUUCCUUUAGCUGAACGAUUUUGGAUUCAAUUAGACCUUGCCCAACAAUCUGUUGUCCAAAUUCGUCAACACACUGAUCAAUUUGGAAUGACUGCAGCAGCAGAAGAUUUAUUUGAUAGUCCAGUAAAGCAAUUACAACAAAGACAAAAUCAACUUCAAUCUCUUCAAAAUGGAAUUUCUGAGUGUUCUCAGGGUGUUCAACAAGCACAUUUGGGUGGACUUGCAUUGUGUAAUGAAUUGUUGGGUGCUGAAGAGGAACAAAGUUUUGUACAACAACAUUUAGCUGCAUUGCAGGCACAAUGGGAUGCUUUUCUUGCACAUUUUACUCAAAUGAGUAGUUCUCUAAGUUUGGCUUCACUUCAAUUCCACUCUUUACUGCAACAAUUAACUUCAUUCUUGGCUGCAAAAGAAAAUCAAGCUUCUAAUAUUAUAACUGACAAUCCUUUAAAUUCUGUUGAUUCUGUUAGAGAACAACUUCAAAUUGUUGAUAUGUUACGAAGGGAAUUGGAUGAAGCAGCAAUUGGUCGUGAACAGUUAAACCAAAUGGGAGCUGAAUUAUGUGCUGUUAUGGCUGCUACAAAAAAUACAUCUAUGGGGGAUACAGAUGAUCCAACUCUUUCAAUUAGACAACCACUGGGCGAACUCAAUCAACGAUGGAAUGUUCUAUUAAAACGUCUUUUGGAUAGCCAACAACGUUUAGAACGUGCACUUCUUGAUAUGGGACAGUUCUCUCAAGCACAUGCUCAAUUAGUUGAUUGGAUUGAUAAAACUUUAUCAACAUUAGAUGGGGUAGAAGGAGAAUGGCGCUUAUAUUCAGAUAAUGGAACAAGUGGUUUAAAACAUAUUGAGAUUGCUUUAUGCAAAUUAAGGAUACUUCAAAACGACAUUUCUGCCCAUCAACCAAGUUAUGAAGCUAUUUUAACUGCUGGAGCACAGAUUUUACGCCAAGAAGAUUCUUCUGCUGCAGCUAGCACACAGCCAAUGAUUGAACAUUUAGUCUCGAAUUGGUCAAAACUAGAUGAAAGAACACAACAAUUAUAUAAUGAAUUAGAACAAAAUAGGGCCGAAUCCACUUCAAGAAAUAAUGAUAUGGAAAAAUGGCGUUUAUGGCUGGCUGAUUUAUUAACUGAAAUGAGGACAAAUCGUCCGAUAGGAGGUCUACCUGAAACAGCGAUUGCCCAGCUUGACGAGUUUCGAGUAAUUCAAUCAGAUGUUGAACAAAGAAAGCCUCAAUUUGAAGAAUACUUGAAUUCCCUAGAAGAAUCAAUGGAAGAUUUGAAAAGAUCUGAAGUCAAGAAUGGAAAAGAAGACAGGACAAUUAGUCAAGUUAAAAAGCUUCGAGCAGAUUGGAAAACUCUUCAAGAAAAAUUAGCUGAACAAGAGAAGAAGCUACGACAAGCACUUGAAGAAGCAUUAGAGCUUUCCCAAGGGAUGCAAGAAAUGCAAGAUUGGUUACUUGAAGCAGAAAAUCAUUUGGCAAUGGUACCUCCAAUCUCAAGAUUAGUAGAAACACUCGAAACACAAUUGGGUACUCACAAAACAUUUAAUGAUUCUGUCCAAACAAAAUGUCAAUUUAUGAAAGAGCUAAAUAAUAAAGGUAUUAGAAUGCAAUUAAGCUGUGAAAAGAAGGAUGCAAUUCCUAUGAAAAAUAAAUUAGUUUCUUUAAAACAUAGAACAGACAAGCUUGCACAAAGAAGCAAUGAACGAUUACGUACAUUAACUAUUGCAUUGGAUGAUUCAAGGCUCUUUUUCGUCGCUCAACAAGAAUUAAUUGACUGGAUUGAAGAACAACUUAAAUUACUUGAUGAAAAGGAAACUGAAAAGAUGGGGACUGGGGACAGAAUAAGGGAAUUAUUAGAAGAACAUAAAAAAUUACAAGAUCAAAUAAGACGGAGAACAGGACUUUUUGAUGAAACUAGGCAAUAUAUUUGCUUUAAAUUAACUUUAAAAUUUUUUAUAAAAUUUUUAGAUUAAGAGGUAAUUUGUUGGGCGAACAUGCCCCGCCAGCAGAAAA